GUAUAAAUAAAGGCACGACGGAUUGAGUCUCAUCGGAGAAGCCACACUCGAUCACUCUCUUCGCGCAGGCAGUGGAAGCUCAUGCAGCUCCAGGCUCCUGCAGUAGGAAAGAAAGGAGUUGAAAGAAAACACGAAGAAGACGAAUCAAGAUGAAGCAGCAGCAGUCUGGCAGCAUGGCGGCGAUGCUUCUGGCUCUUGUGGCCGUUGGCACGGUGUUGCUCGCUGUGUACCCGUCUGCGGUUAUGGGCUACAGUAGCUACGAAUGUUAUGAGAACAAAGACCACAACAGCAACACAAUCAGGAGAGUAGACUGCUACGACAAUGAGAACGCAGCGAGCUUGGAGGGAUGUCAAGCGGAGUGCGAUGCCAACUAUAAGUGCAAGGGAAUCGUGUUUAUUCCCAACUCUUAUGGAUGGAAAAAUGGAAUUAUCUGCUGCUUCCUCAAGAAGAAGAUUGGCAAACUGCAAGGCCAGGAUAACCGUACCACCUGCAAGAAAUUGAACGGGCUUGUCCUUCGGGACAUCCGUUAAAAUUGGAACGAUAUAGAGAAGAUAGCAUGGCCCCUGCGCAAGGAUGACACGCAUAAAUAGAAAAGGAACGGGCUUGUACCCUGUUCCCAAAAGGAUGGGGUGUUUUUAUGUUUUCUUUUUUUUAUCUUUUUUGCCCGUUACCUGGCCAGGUUCGUCCAGAAAAGGCCGCAGCCACACAAAGGCCGCGGCCACCCACGUAAUAUCUCCUGCAAUAACGGGACGGUGGAGUACAAAUUUUCUUUCACGGUCCGAAUGCUGCGGCCCCUUCUUUUUCGUUUCUUUUUUCUACUUACCGUAAGUAGGGUGGGAUGAGGCCCUUAAUUCACAGUCGGGAGCGGCAGUGUAUCCGAGUUUCCUGAAAGGGAAAGCAAUCAAAGCUGCCUGCACGU
Molecule: messenger RNA, 919 nt
Organism: Chara braunii
Lineage: Eukaryota; Viridiplantae; Streptophyta; Charophyceae; Charales; Characeae
Source: the annotation of a GenBank genome assembly